Thamnophis elegans (Western terrestrial garter snake) is the source of this 2370-nucleotide messenger RNA. Its product is annotated as guanylate-binding protein 1-like. The coding region runs from base 98 to 1948 and encodes 616 amino acids. The record is from RefSeq and is a predicted model, not a curated record. Gene Ontology annotation, molecular function: GTPase activity; GTP binding. The transcript has 11 exons. NCBI's taxonomy places the organism in Eukaryota, Metazoa, Chordata, Lepidosauria, Squamata, Natricidae.
CCAGCGUCGAAAGGGCGAGAUCGCGGAGGGCUGCGAAGAGAGCCGGCGGCCGAUCCACUGAUUUCCUUUGCAAAGACGCUGCACAACUCCCUCCACAAUGCUGAUGGAGGCUCCGAUGUGCCUGGUUGAGAACAGAAGAAAUCGCCUCCAUGUUUCUCCGGAGGCCCUUCGGUUGCUCUCAGAAAUCCAGCAGCCGGUGGUGGUUGUGUCCAUCGUGGGACUGUAUCGCACGGGCAAGUCCUACCUGAUGAACAGGUUGGCUGGCAAAAAUUCAGGUUUCUCUUUGGGCUCCACAGUGCAAGCAAAAACGAAAGGAAUCUGGAUGUGGUGCGUUCCCCAUCCGGACAGGCCUAACCAAACCCUUGUCCUGCUGGAUACUGAGGGAUUAGGUGACGUGGAAAAGGGCAGUUCUCAAAAUGAUACUUGGAUCUUCGCUUUGGCCGUGUUGCUGAGCAGCACCCUCGUCUACAACAGUAUUGGGACCAUUGAUCAGACUGUUCUGGAAAAGCUUCAUUUUGUGAUGGAGCUGUCUGCACAUAUCAAGGGAAAGGCUUCCUCCAGACCUGAAGAUACAGAUGAUUCUUCUGAAUUUGUUCGCUUCUUCCCAAACUUUGUAUGGUCUGUGCGAGAUUUCUCACUGGAUCUGGAACAUGAUGACCAACCCAUCACAGAGGAUGAGUAUCUCGAACAUGCUCUGGAAUUAAAAACAGAGGACAAUGAGAAGGAGCAGAUGUUCAAUAAGCCAAGGAAAUGCAUCCGACAGUUCUUCCCCACCCGGAAGUGCUUCGUGUUUGAUUGCCCUACUAAAAGUAGGAAGUUACGCUAUCUGGAAACGAUGAUGGAUAAUCAGCUGGAGCCUGAAUUUGUGGAACAAGCAAAUACGUUCUGCAAUUACAUCUAUUGGACAUCUCGAGAAAAGACUCUUCCAGGCGGACACAUUGUCACAGGCAAUUUGUUGGCAAAUUUGGUGAAGAUCUACGUGGAUACUAUCUGUAGUGGGAAACUUCCCUGCCCGGAGAAUGCAGUCUCAGCCUUGUCUGAGACUGAGAACCGUUUAGCUGUGGAGGAAGCUGUUGCUCACUAUGUGAAACUGAUGAAGCAAAAGGUGGAGCUACCCACUGAGACUCUCCAGGAACUUCUGGACAUACACAAAAAAUGUGAGGAACAAGCCCUCCAGAAGUUCAUGGCUCGUGCUUUCAAGGAUGAUACAUGUCAGUUCCAGCAUAAACUCAUGAAAAUUGUGAACAAGAAGAAGGAAAAGUACUGCAGGAAAAAUGAGCAGGAAUCUUCUAAAAUCUGUUCAGCUUUAUUGAACUCACUCUCUGAGAACCUGGAGCAGAACAUCAAGAACGGAAGCUACUGCCGAUCUGGUGGCCACCAGGAAUUUGUAAAUGACCUCCAGAAAGUGGAGAAACAAUACUUGGAGGAACCUAAGAAAGGAAUAAUGGCAGGGAAGACCCUGAAAAAAUUCCUCUGUAGCAAGGAAAAGAUCAGCAAAUUCAUCCUUCGAAAUGAUGAAAGCCUUCAACAGAAGGAGGCGGAAAUAGAAGAUGCAAGGAUGAAAGCAAAAGCAAAAGAAUUAGAGGGUGAGAUUCAGAAGCAGAAUCAGGAAAUGUUGAAACAGAAGCUUGAAAGCGAGAAAGAGAGUUAUGAGAUGAACCUUCAGAAGCUAAGGGAGAAAUUGGAGGAAGAAAGGAAGCAGAUCCUGGAAGAGCAAGAUAAAAUGAUCCAAAGCAAACUGAAGGAACAAAAGGAUUUAUUGGAAAAGGGUUUCAAGGACGAAGCAAACCAGAUGAAUAAGAAGAUCAAGGAACUCAUAAGUGAAAAGGAAAAGGUGGAAGAUGAAAAUUGGCUAAUCUCUGGUUUAGGAACCCUGAAAGAAUUUGUCACUGAAAAAAUUAUUGAACCAAUUGUAGAGUGGUUUGAAGAUCUAAUGGACAGUGACUGAUCAAGUGCCUUUUCAUCCUAGAAAUCACCUGGUGUAUUCUUACUAAAGCUAUUUUGGAUAAGUUUUGUCAAUUUAAAUUUAUGGUGUGCAAAAUCAUGCUCAGAUUUUUGGGACAUUUCUUUACGAAAUUUGAGAUUUAGCAUUUUAAGGCUUUGUGUCUCAAGGUUCAGGCUUUAUGUUAAGCUCCUGUUUGUUUGUUUGUUUUAAUCGAGUGACCAUUUCAUAGCGACGUAGGCUCCUCCUCUAAGUAAAUAUUCUCUUCAUUUCCCACUUCCUCUGUAUUUUUUUUCUUUCCUGGCCAUUAGAUGAAAUCAAAGUGAUUGAAAGUAGAGAAUCACUUGCAAAAAUUUUAAACUGCUUAAAAAAAAAAGUAAACACAACUCAGAGGCCCUGAGUUCUAAUCUCACUUUAGGCAUGAAGCC